This is a messenger RNA of Arabis nemorensis, 273 nucleotides long. Lineage: Eukaryota; Viridiplantae; Streptophyta; Magnoliopsida; Brassicales; Brassicaceae. The record is from the annotation of a GenBank genome assembly.
AUGGGGAAGGUGUUGGAGUUCUUAUAUACGUUCUACGACGAGGUUGUUGAUGGUAUAAUUCUGGCUAAAGUGAAUAAAAAAAUCUUGGAGUUGGAAGAAUCUUUCCGCAGUCUGUACAAACAGGUUGAUGAUGUCCGAUGCUUUGGAGAAGCAUUGGAAAAACAAGUUAUUGGUUUGACUGAGGGUGGCUUUUGGAAUGGUCUAAAGAGGUAUUUGUUUGGGAAGACCGAGAAGAAGACUGAGGGGACAGAAGAGAAGAAGACCGAGGACUGA